UGUUCGUCAUAGUGACGUUGUGAUCGAGCUGCUCCUCUCCCUCUCUCUCGGUUCAGAACAGCGCGUGCCUCAGAACCCUGAGAUAAGCGGCUGUACGCAGCGCCGGUACCGGGACGCGGCUCCAACAGAUCAACACUUGAAGAGAGCGACAGAGUGGAAACGGUCAAACGACUAUUGAUGCGUCCUGCUCGAUUUUUUUUUAAACUCUUCUUUUGUUCAUAGUGUAAUGUAGACUUCAAGGGAUUCGAUUUUUCUUUGAAGUGUAAACUUUAACAACCACUUUUUAAAUCAUAAGGGAAUCAAACCGCAAUAAUGAAUGACAUAAAACUUGCGGUUUUGGGAGAUGAAGGAGUCGGGAAAUCAGCUCUCAUCGUUCGAUUCCUGACGAGGCGAUUUAUCGGUGAAUAUUCCUCAUCAUCCGAAUGCAUAUACAGGAAGCGUCUGUCUAUUGAUGGUAGACAGCUGAAUCUAGAACUCUAUGAUCCAUGCUCACAGGCCUGUGAGGGGAAGUCGACUCUGACCGACCAGAUCCACUGGGCUGAUGGCUUCGUAGUGGUCUAUGACAUCAGUGACCGCUCCUCCUUCAUCAAGGCUAAAGCCAUAGUACACCUGAUCAGAGAGUUAAACCUGGGAGUGGCCAAAAGGGAUGCAGACACUCUGGUGUUCCUGGUGGGUAACAAGCAGGACCUGUGCCACGUGAGGGAGGUGCGUCGAGAGGAAGGCCAGCGCCUGGCAGCCGAGUCCCAGACCCAGUUCUACGAGCUCUCAGCCGCAGAACACUGCCAGGAAGUGGUCCUCAUGUUCUCGAAGAUGGUCCACAACGCCAGCCUUGGGGGCAAGGCCAAGGAGAGGAGACGGAGACCUAGUGGCUCCAAGUCCAUGGCCAAACUCAUCAAUAAUGUCUUCGGGAAGCGGAGGAAAUCGGUGUGAAAGGGGAGAUGGGAAAGGUCAAGUGUUUACCCCAGGCCUAAAGAAGCCUUGUUACUUCGU
Molecule: messenger RNA, 990 nt
Organism: Oncorhynchus gorbuscha (pink salmon)
Lineage: Eukaryota; Metazoa; Chordata; Actinopteri; Salmoniformes; Salmonidae
Product: ras-related and estrogen-regulated growth inhibitor-like protein
Exons: 5
Coding region: 313-930 (205 amino acids)
Molecular function (GO): GTP binding; GTPase activity
Source: RefSeq, a predicted model, not a curated record